AUGUGGUAUGUAGUUAUUGCAGCUAUUAUAAUAAAGACAACAAACCCUAUACUUCAGGGUAUCCAAGAGACACUUUUUGCUUUGCAAAAAGGUCAGGAAGAACUCCAGAUUGGACAAGACACACUCAAGAAAGGUCAAGAGGCAUUCCAGAAAGAACAAGCGUUGCUUAGACAGGAGAUCACCAAUAUUUGUAAAGAUAUGAAUGGCCAAGAAAGCCCAGAGCCAACAAUAGUACAUAACAAUCUCGGUUUAGCAAUUCCAAGACCAGUACCAAAUAUUAAAGAUAUAACUUUGGUACAUAUCUACAGAAUUAUGAGUCACGAUAUCGGGGUUGAGCUGGAUAAAAGAAACAAAGCAAUCCUUCACACUUGUACAGACCUUGUCUGUGAUGAGCUGGCCACUCUUCCUUCUGUGCAAGCUCUAGAACAAUAUCCAAACUGGAGUGCAAUUUCUCAAGAGGACGAGAACUGGGUGUGCACCAGACAUGCCUGUCUACUUAGAAACAGUAGUACAGACUUUACCAGAUGCCACAAAAACUGA
Messenger RNA from Phycomyces blakesleeanus NRRL 1555(-), 540 nucleotides. RefSeq lists its product as hypothetical. NCBI's taxonomy places the organism in Eukaryota, Fungi, Mucoromycota, Mucoromycetes, Mucorales, Phycomycetaceae. The transcript has 3 exons. The record is from RefSeq and is a predicted model, not a curated record. The coding region runs from base 1 to 540 and encodes 179 amino acids.